This is a messenger RNA of Alternaria arborescens, 2190 nucleotides long. RefSeq lists its product as hypothetical. Gene Ontology annotation, molecular function: serine-type endopeptidase activity. NCBI's taxonomy places the organism in Eukaryota, Fungi, Ascomycota, Dothideomycetes, Pleosporales, Pleosporaceae. The coding region runs from base 1 to 2190 and encodes 729 amino acids. The record is from RefSeq and is a predicted model, not a curated record. The transcript is spliced from 5 exons. Gene Ontology annotation, biological process: proteolysis.
AUGCACUUCCUUUCAAUCCUCCUACUAUGCACCUCGUUCAUACUAGCAAUGACUAGUUUGGGCGAUCCCUCUGACAAGUUAAUCAGCACUCCCGCUGUCACCCGCUAUACGGUAGAAGCAACCGAUCACACCAAGACCGCCGAAACCCAAGCGCAGCUAAAAGACCUCUAUGGCGACGACAACGUGGUCAUCAACGAUGGCUACGACGGUGCGUCAUGGACCAUCACAUCAGAAGGCGACGACAUCACCCAAAACAUUGAAGCACUCGACUCGGUUCGUCUGGUACACUGGGGUCAAGAUCGUCGCCGACUAAGCCGCCGGGACGAGGAGGUUCACUACAUUGUCUUCCCCAAGUUGCCUGAUGGGAGCACUGACACCAAUGCUACCGAGGAGUUUUUGCGAUCCAAAAUUCCAUCCGGUUCAGAAAUUUAUCACUUCAGCGAUAACGGGCAGAUCACAGCUUGGUGGGGUUUAAGUCUGGAUGACGACGCAAAGAAGGCGGUCGAAGACCAUGAGGGUGUGGAAAAGGUGAUUGAAGAUCCUGGACUGAAUUACUCGAGAGCUCUCCCGCGUAGUGACGAGAAAGACACCCUCAGGAUCCCUAUAUCAACGGCGAGAUCAAGCGCGCUGGAUGCAAGAUCUGGCAAGUGGGAAAAGCAGGAGGCCGCCGACGACUCUCUGGUAUAUGUCAGCCAAUUUGAAGGCAUGGAUGUAAAAGACAAGCACGACUAUGUUCACAUCCCAGAUCCUGGUGAGGGCAUAUACGUUUACGUCAUCGAUUCGGGUGUCAACAUAGAUGUUGAAAGCGACGACAUGGGCAAAGAAUUCAUAACGGACAACGGAUAUAUCAUCCAAACCUCAGCGAGUCUUUCAGAAGGACUCAAAGCAGGGGACGACGAUGCCCCACCGCAGGUUGACUCCCACGGCACCAAAACGGCGUCUAAAGCCGUUGGUAAGAAGUUUGGCGUGGCGAAAAAGGCUAUUCUGAUACCAGUAAAGAUUCAUAGACGAUCCGACGCUAUGGACUGGUACGAAGGGUUGAAGCUCGUCACAGCCGACAUCAAAAGCAAGGGCCGCGAAUCGAAGAGCGUUGUUCAUACAUCACGAUCUAUGGGCUACGGUUGGGUGGCUUCGGAUGUAUUGAAGAUAUCGGCCGAUGUCCAACUGGACAGACUUUACAACAAGCCGAUAAGGGAUCUGUUCGCUCUUGGGGUGCCGUUAGUCGUAGCUGCCGGGAACGAAGCAGAUCCCGAGCCACCCAAGAAAGGCGCAUUGCUUAUCGACACGUUUCCUGGCAUCCUGAAGACUCCCGACCUUCCCAUUAUCAAUGUCGGCGCUAGCAACAGGGAUCGGGGACGCAUACCUUUCUCGCAGUACGGACCUCUCGUCGACGUGUAUGCACUUGGUUAUAGGAUCAGAGCGAUGACUAAAGUCACGAAAGUGGACGCUACUGUCUCGGGCACAUCUUUCGCUGCACCUCAAGUAGCAGGCGUCAUUGCGACAUACCUGUCACAUGCAGAAACUAGCGAACAAUGGAACGGCUUGACAGGCGUCAAGCGGGUGCAGGAAAUCCAGAAAUAUCUCAUCAGCAACAAGUCGAGCUGGAUAGAGAGCGGGGCCAAGGAUCCGGACGGCUAUGACCUUCGUGUGGUAUGGAACGGUGCGAAAGAAGAAGACCACAAGAGCUCAGGUGCGAAUGGUUACAGCGACUCGGCAGCUCCGGAGCCAGCACCAGCGCAGCCACAGGGCAAAGCACUCACAGUCAUACUCCAAAAGGCUUAUGAGGUCACUUACGGCAUCGAUCACAACCCCGCGAUGGGCCCUCACCCUCUCCCGAAGAUCGAAAAGGACAUCUGGUCCUGGCGCUACUUCGCCACCGACCAAGGCGUAUCCAAGCUGUGCGACCUAGAAGCCCUAUCAGCCGAUGUAUCAUUGGAAAAGGACCCACGAGACUCAAACAAGCCACCGUUUCCCACGGGCACAGUCGAGAUGAAGGACCUCCACGGACAAGACUGCACGUACAAGAAUGCUGACUGGGGGAAUCCCGGUACACUGUGGUGCGGCGACGUUGGCAUCGCGUGCAGGGGGGAGAACAUGAAGAAUGAUGUGGAGAUGAAGGAUUGUGGGAAAAUGGAUGAUGCAGUGGAUACAACGGUGUAUCAGCAGCCUGUAGUGGUAUGCGAGUGGUGA